Messenger RNA from Cannabis sativa, 2274 nucleotides. Its product is annotated as polyphenol oxidase, chloroplastic. Gene Ontology annotation, biological process: pigment biosynthetic process. The record is from RefSeq and is a predicted model, not a curated record. NCBI's taxonomy places the organism in Eukaryota, Viridiplantae, Streptophyta, Magnoliopsida, Rosales, Cannabaceae. The coding region runs from base 273 to 2066 and encodes 597 amino acids. The transcript has a single exon. Gene Ontology annotation, molecular function: catechol oxidase activity.
UAAUGUAAUUAUUAUUAUAAGAUAUUACUAACUAGACACUAUUGGUAAUAAUGCUCUAUUAUUUUAUUAUUGUUUUUGAAAAUUUUCUUAAAUGCCGUACAUUAAUUGGAAAUUUCUUUAGAAAGAAAGAAAAUUCUAUUUUGGUUUUGCAUUAUGCAGUAGAAACAAAAGUCGAGAAUAGGUCCUGGUUUCAUUAUAAAAGCACAAUGGUUAACCCUUUUCCUUCAUAUAUAUCUUCCACAAGCCAAAUAGCCAAAUAGUACUUCAUACCCAUGGCUUCUCUUACUUUUAAUCCACCAGUUUCAAUCAACACUACUUCAUUCUUCUCACCCAGCUCAGUCGUCUCUCGUAACAAAUCACAUAAUAACCACUUAAUUCCCAAUUACCGUAGAAAAAGCUUUGUUUGCAAUGCCACAAAAGAUCAAGACCAUGACCAAAGUCAUAAUAACAAAGAGCAUCCAAAGUUUGAUAGGAGAAACGUGCUCAUAGGCCUAGGAGGGCUAUAUGGAACCACCAUGACAGGGCUGAGCUCCAAUCCCUCAGCCAUUGCUGAUCCAAUUGCGCCACCCGACUUAUCGAAAUGUGGGCCGGCCGACUUCCCAGAAGGGGUGACACCAACCGAUUGCUGUCCACCAGUAUCUACAAAGAUCAUUGACUUCAAACUACCUUCGGUGAACAGAUUGCGCACGAGGCCAGCAGCUCAUGCAGUGGACGAAGCUUAUAUUGCCAAGUACAACAAAGCCGUACAGCUCAUGAAAGCUCUCCCGGAUAGCGAUCCUCGUAGCUUCUCACAACAAGCCGAUGUUCACUGCGCCUAUUGUGACAACUCAUACGACCAAGUUGGUUUCCCAAACUUGGAGCUACAAGUUCACAACUCAUGGCUUUUCUUUCCCUUUCACCGUUAUUACUUGUACUUUCACGAGAGAAUUCUAGCCAAACUUAUAGAUGACCCCACUUUCGCUUUGCCUUUCUGGAACUGGGACUCCCUCCCCGGGAUGCAGUUGCCGGCGCUUUACGCGAAAGUUAACUCGCCCCUUUAUGACCCGCUCCGAGACCGUUUUCACCAGCCACCGACAAUGGUUGACCUUGACUACAGCCCUGCAGAUGCUGGUAUUCCCACCACCAGUAACGAAGAGCAGUUAAAGAUCAAUCUUACUGUUAUGUACAGAGAAAUGGUAUCAAACGGUAAAAAUGCUCAGUUGUUUCUGGGUGAGCCUUAUAGGGCCGGAGAUCAGGCCGAACCUGGACCGGGUUCUCUGGAGUCCAUUCCUCAUGGGCCGGUCCACUUGUGGACCGGUGACAGCACCCAGCCCAACUUCGAGAAUAUGGGAAAUUUCUACUCGGCUGCUCGUGAUCCCAUUUUCUUUUCCCACCACUCAAAUAUUGACCGAUUGUGGAGUGUGUGGAAAACUCUUGGAGGAAAAAGAAGAGAUUUCACCGACCCGGAUUGGCUCAACUCCGCGUUUUUAUUCUACGACGAGAAUGCCCAACUGGUUCGGGUCAAGGUCCGAGACUGUCUCGACACAAGAAAGCUCGGGUACGUGUACCAAGAUGUUGACAUUCCCUGGCUUAACACAAAGCCAACCCCACGCCGAGCGAAGUCAACCAAAGUGGCGAGCCGUAGAGCAAGUGGUAGAGCUUUCGGAGCGGCUCUUGCGGCGGAGACGGUUACUUUUCCGAUCACGGUAGAUAAGGUGAUGAGUACAGUUGUGAGAAGACCUAAGAAGAGUAAGAGGAGCAAGAAGGAGAAGGAAGAGGAAGAGGAGGUGUUGGUGAUUGAAGGUAUUGAGUAUGACCAGAAUUUAGUGUUGAAGUUGGAUGUUUACGUGAACGACGAGGAUGAUAAGUCGCCGAGUGGACCUGAGAUAUCUGAGUUCGCUGGAAGCUUUGUUAACGUGCCACACAAACAUGUGGGUGUGAAGAAGGCUAAGACUUCUCUGAGGUUGGGCUUAACUGAUUUGCUUGAGGAUUUGGAGGCUGAAGAUGAUGAGACUGUGGUCGUGACUUUGGUUCCCAAGGUCGGAAUUGCCACUGUUUCUGGAAUUAAGAUUGAGUUUUUGUCUUGAAAUUAAUUAAAGUAAUUAAUUCCAGUAGUACUACUUUAGUUUCAUCCACGUGGAUUUAUUUAUAUCAACGUAUGUGAGAAUUAAAUAAAUAAUAAUAAUGCAUAUGUAUCAUCGUACUCUAUGAAUUUAGUUUUACUAUCACUAUCAAUUAAUAAAUAUCAAAGUAAUUUUCUUUCAAUAAGACAAUUAGUCUCAACUUGUUCUGUAA